Messenger RNA from Penicillium maclennaniae, 399 nucleotides. Its product is annotated as pectinesterase precursor. The coding region runs from base 1 to 399 and encodes 132 amino acids. Lineage: Eukaryota; Fungi; Ascomycota; Eurotiomycetes; Eurotiales; Aspergillaceae. The record is from RefSeq and is a predicted model, not a curated record. The transcript is spliced from 2 exons.
AUGGAGCUCUUCCCAGAUUCGACCUAUCAGAUCGCCAUCUGGACUAUCGUCGAAACUGGCCUCGGAAUCACCGCAGGUAGUCUCAUUACCCUUGCCCUCUUUUCCGCUGGCUUCUGGAUGGAAGCUUUUCAUUCGGUCAGAAUGGACGUACCUCUGGAAGAAGCUCUGGACAGUAUCAACUCUCCAGCUUCAAAAGCGGAGGAGCGAAAAACUCACAAAACCCGAGCUUAUGGCGCCCUGACACAAAAUCCAACAGUAGAACAGUGGACAUCAUCAGAAAUUUCGAACGAUGCUAGUAGCAGUCAAGAAGCUUUGAACCCUCCAAGCUCAGCGAGCCCGCGAAACUGGGUGACUGUUCGACAUAGCUUUGUACAAACAGUGUCAGAGGAGCGAGGAUAG